AUGUGGGAUGCGGUGCUCUGGCUCUACAGGCACCCCUACUUUACGCACGUAUGGUUCAUCCAGGAGAUCAACGCCAACCGUAGCCGGCCAACAUUUUGUGGAAGACAUGUCAUCUCGUGGGAGGCUAUGGAGCUCGUCGCCGGGUACAUGGUGCUCGAGUCCACCUUUGCCCGCAAAUGCGGCGACUUUGGCAGCACCUUUUGCUACUGGGCGUCGACGGCGCCGUCUGAGCUGCGCUCGGCCAGCAACUGGCUGCACAUACUGUAUCUCGCGUCCAACUUUGUCGCCUCCGACGCGCGGGACGUGGUGUAUGGACUGCGGGAGAUGAUGAACUGCCGCGCGGGCGGCGCGCUUCUCGAUCCUGAUUACAGCUAG
Messenger RNA from Akanthomyces muscarius, 375 nucleotides. RefSeq lists its product as uncharacterized. The transcript has a single exon. NCBI's taxonomy places the organism in Eukaryota, Fungi, Ascomycota, Sordariomycetes, Hypocreales, Cordycipitaceae. The record is from RefSeq and is a predicted model, not a curated record. Bases 1 to 375 code for a protein of 124 amino acids.